AUGCUGCGCUUCCUCAUCUUCGCGGCCCUGGUCCUUUAUGGACACAGCACCCAGGACUUUCCGGAAACCAACGCCCGGGUAGUCGGAGGGACUGAGGCCCAGAGGAAUUCCUGGCCUUCUCAGAUUUCCCUCCAGUACCUGUCGGGAGGUUCCUGGUAUCAUACCUGUGGAGGGACCCUCAUUAGACAGAACUGGGUGAUGACAGCUGCUCACUGUGUGGACAGUCAGAUGACCUUCCGCGUGGUGGUGGGAGACCACAACCUGAGCCAGAACGAGGGCACCGAGCAGUACGUGAGCGUGCAGAGGAUCGUGGUGCAUCCCUACUGGAACAGCAACAACGUGGCUGCCGGCUAUGACAUCGCCCUGCUGCGCCUGGCCCAGAGUGUCACCCUCAAUGGCUAUGUCCAGCUAGGUGUUCUGCCUCCACAGGGGACCAUCCUGGCUAACAACAGUCCCUGCUACAUCACGGGCUGGGGCAGGACCAGGACCAAUGGACAGCUGGCCCAGACCCUGCAGCAGGCUUACCUGCCCUCCGUGGACUAUGCCACCUGUUCCAGCUCCUCCUACUGGGGCUCCACUGUGAAGAACACCAUGGUGUGCGCUGGUGGAGAUGGAGUUCGCUCCGGAUGCCAGGGUGAUUCUGGAGGGCCCCUCCAUUGUUUGGUGAAUGGCCAGUAUGUUGUCCAUGGAGUGACCAGCUUUGUGUCCAGCCAGGGCUGUAAUAUCUCUAGGAAGCCCACCGUCUUCACCCGGGUCUCUGCAUACAUCUCUUGGAUGAAUAAUGUCAUUGCCUCCAACUGAACAUUUUCCUGAGUCGAAUGGCCUUCCCAAGAUGGUUCUUAGGUCUGCAACUGAACUUGACACCAACAAGGAAAUAUUCUAAGAGACUGAUGAGUCAGAUAUAGAAAAACAAA
Otolemur garnettii (small-eared galago) is the source of this 914-nucleotide messenger RNA. It is a transcript of the gene CELA1, whose product is annotated as chymotrypsin like elastase family member 1. Gene Ontology annotation, molecular function: serine-type endopeptidase activity. NCBI's taxonomy places the organism in Eukaryota, Metazoa, Chordata, Mammalia, Primates, Galagidae. The transcript is spliced from 8 exons. The record is from RefSeq and is a predicted model, not a curated record. Gene Ontology annotation, biological process: proteolysis. The coding region runs from base 1 to 801 and encodes 266 amino acids.